ACCUAGCCUAUUGACGGGAUGAGGAUUGUUGCGGCUCAUCGUGGUCGGAGAUCAACUGCGGUCUAAUGCCAGAUCAUGUAGCGGGCAAUUCUCCUGGUGGCGCGCAGUAGCGCUGGUGAUAUGAGACAAGCCAUUCUCAAGAGUGUUCAGAACCCGCCGAUCGUCAUCGUAGGCCAUUCCUCUACAGGGCGGAGAGCAUCAAUUAUUGACGCUUGACUGCUGUAUGGCGCCGAAGGGCGGAAAAGAAAGAGUUUGGAACAUAGAAAACACGCGGUCAACAUUUUAAUAUAUAAGACCGGUCGACGACCAGUUCCUCUUCGAUUCUUCUCUCAGCAUCACCAGCAUCAAAAACAUUUAAAAAACGCACUCUCUUACAACACACACUCGUUUACAUAUUCUCAUCAGCAACGCUCGUUUCGUUUAGCAAUUUCACUCCAUCUUUAAUUAAUCCUCAACGACACGUCCAAAUCAGUCAAGAUGCAGUUCACCAUCGUUGCCGCUCUUACCAUGGCCCUCGGCGCCCUCGGAGCUCCCCAGCUCGGCGGCCCUCCCAACACCCGUAUCCCUCCCGUCCCCGGUGAUGUCACUGUCGGCCAGGCUGGUGACACCUGUGGCUCUGACCUCGACCUGAGCUGCUGUGACAAGGUCGACCAGUCCGGUGAUGCAAUCAACACUGCCGAAGGUCUCCUUGCUGGUCUCCUUGAAGGUGGCUUGGAAGAUGCAACAGUUGGUCUGUUCGAUGGCUGCUCUAAGCUGAACGUUGCUGCUGUAGUUGGUCUUGACGAUCUCCUGAACAGCCAGUGCAAACAGACCCCCGCAUGCUGCCAGCACUCUGGCAUGGAACAGGAGGGCCUUCUCAACGUCGGUCUCCCUUGCCUUGCCCUCGGCAGCGUCUUGUAAAUGCCAGCUUCGUUCGAAUACAACUUGCAUAACUGGUGCACAGCAUUUUGGGGGAAUGAGAUAUGUUGGGCUGUAAUGUUGAGGAGAGUGCCAAAUUGUAUUGCUAGUAGCCUGGUUUUAGUGAUUUAGAAAAUCCAACUUCAGUCGCUCGUUACAGUAUGCUCUUCCUACUGUGAUUUGUCUCUAUCUUCUUUCUAUAUCAUCACCCAUACUGACUUAGGUCUCUACACUAUCCGCCUUCUGCAUCUUGCUUUCUUCUUCUUCUUUUCUCCUUUUUCUUUCUUCAUAAUAUCAUUUCUCAGCACCUCUGUCAUCUCUUAU
Messenger RNA from Daldinia loculata, 1221 nucleotides. RefSeq lists its product as uncharacterized. Bases 478 to 900 code for a protein of 140 amino acids. Gene Ontology annotation, cellular component: fungal-type cell wall. The record is from RefSeq and is a predicted model, not a curated record. Gene Ontology annotation, molecular function: structural constituent of cell wall. The transcript has 3 exons. Lineage: Eukaryota; Fungi; Ascomycota; Sordariomycetes; Xylariales; Hypoxylaceae.